GUCCGGCUUUGAGUUUUAUAAUACUGACAUUAGUGAACGGGAAGGCAGAAGGACAGUGUCGCGCAGCUCAUUCGCCUUCUCAACACUACACGGUUUCUCUUCCUUUGUCGUUUGUGUUUUUGAAGUGCUCGCAGAUCUGGGUGUUGCUGACUAAAGAAACAGAAAGUACAGUGAAGCUGCUGUCAGACUGAAGAGCAUAGAGACGCAUCUCGAUACUUCGCUGGAUACAGAAGAUCAACGGGAUAAACGUGUUUGAGGAUGGAGGAGGAAGCACCAGUCAAGCCGUCAGUGGCUCAGCUGGCUGGAAAACUCAAAGGUCAUGCACUGCCAAUGCCAGGAAACAUGGAGGUGAAAUCUAUGAGAAGAGGCCCAUGUUCUCUGGUGAUAAACAACCAAAAAGAUGAAGAACAUGAAGAGAAGUCAUCUGUCUGUCCUCAUCCUCCUAAGAUGAAGAUAAAGAGUUCACCCCUCAUUGAAAAACUACAGGCCAAUCUUGCUCUCUCUCCAACUGUCCUUCUCUCCCCACCUAAAAGUCCUGAGUCCAAACAGCCGCCCACUGCCUCCAGUCCCAUCAGCUCCUGCAGCUCCCUGAGCUCCACCCUGCAGCCCCAUCAGCUGUCCUGUGAAGAUGAGGCACCGGUUAGCUUCGAGCAGCCGGUUGAGGGGACUCCGCUGCUCAGCAUCAACAAGAGUCGAGCUAGACUGUCAUUUAAGCGACGACUGCCCACGCGACAACACAGGAAGUCCGCAUGUGAGGAGACAAAAUGGAACGAGGGAAAUGACUCUCCGUGUGAACCAGAUAGUCAACAGCAGAAUGGAGAUGAAGUGGAAUUGUUUGGUGGGCCUUCGCAGGAGGAUGCAGAGGAUAAAACAAACUCUGUUCAACCCACCAAUGGCCCACAACAGGAAAAAGACAGGACAGAGCACUUAGAUGUACCCCAAGACAAUGAGGGGACUGAAGUAACCCAUAUAGGAAAUAAGGAGGAAGUAACUGAGGGAGGAUAUGAACCUUCUGACUGUAAACAGACCCAAGAAGAAGAGAAGGAAGAGACAGAAGAGGACAGGACAGAAGUGAAAGAGGACAUGGAAGUGCUGGGUGCAGAGAACAACCCAGAAUAGAACAGGGUAAAGAUCAUCAAAAUGUUUUUUUGUUUUUUUUUUAAUUGCAAGAUAAGCAUUAAUUUAGCAACUGAAUAGUGAGAAGGUUUUUGCAGACAAUGGUUGAAUUAAUGGAGUUUCUAACAAACAUUCAGGUGGAUUUGCUGAGAAUAGGCUCCAGUACAGAUGAAGAGAGACAAUGUCUGAUUGCCAGGAUUAAAUUGACCAUAUGCAUAGAGCGUUUUUUAAAACUUUCGCAUAAUGAUAAGCCAGCUCAUAAAAUUCCGUUGUAGCUCAUUUUAUAUGUGCUAUAUAUAGGUGGAGACUCUUGAGACCGCUCUCCUGCCUCGUUCUUAUCAGAAACUGAGAAAAAUACUAAUUGCAACAUCGUAAAUAAUAAUAGCGGCAUGAACAUGAAGUUUUAUAUCUUUUAACAACAUGUACUUUAAAUGCAGAGCCUGGUAAUCCCAGAGGAGUACCUAGACACGUAGUUGUACAUUUACAUGCUGACAGCUAAACGCUGUCUAAACUGUUUAAUCUAACGUUAGCAAGCUAGAGAUGCUUCUCAUCAACGACAUCUUAAUAGUAUUUGUGAUAAUCAAUAACUUGCUUUCAUAGUCAUGAACACAUUUUUAAAAUCGUGUAAUAUUUUAAAGCCUUUAUUAUUUCUACAGCUGUGCAGUAAAAUUCGCUUCAAAGAUUCACUUUUCAUUCAUAGACACAACAUGAAAAAAUGUCUUUUCACGAAAAACAACGACUUUUUAAGAUGAAAAUUACAUAAAAUUACCCUUAACCAGAAGAUGGCAGCAGAGGAUCACUCAUUAGCUGCAGCUGCCAUUUCGACUCCCUAGUUUUUUCAGAUCUUGCUGUUUGAUUUAUUAUAAAAUUACUAGUAUAACAAAUUUUAGUGCUUUUACCGCACUGAAGUUAUAUAGUAUAGCAAGUGCAGAAAGUUCAAACACAAACAGCCUAUAAGGGUGAAUUAUUUAAAUACUUAUUUAUAGUUCACUACAAAUAUAUAAGAAUUAAAUAAUGCAUUCAAUAUGAAUCGGAAAUAUUUUAGAUUUAAUUUAUUAACUACAUCUUUUAAGUUUUAUCUUGAACUGUAAAAGCUAUUAAAUAGCCUAUAUUCAACCAACACAAACUUGUUACUGCUGUAGUUUUGUUACUCUGAAUUUAGUCUUAAUUAUUUAAUGCACAGCUUUAUUUUUGACAUUGGCUUGUCAGAUGAUUGGUUCGGUUAUUACUGUCAAUCAUAGCAAUGACUCGCAGCAUAUUUAGCGGAUUUACUCAUUCUUGAAAUGGUAUACAUGGACGUUUGGUCCUCUUAAACAAAUGAUUUUUUUUUCUUCGAAUUGUGAAUUUCUUCGAAUUGUGAAUGAGAUUAUGUAGAGAAAAUGAGCACUCUUAUUACGGCACAGUACAGCUGAGCGAAAAUGACUGAGCUGGCUUGUCUAAAACAAGGAAGUAAUCCAUGCACAUGGUCUCUUUUAGGACUGUGGAUUUGCUAAAGCAAAUAUUACACAAAGGGUUAGAUUUUAUCAACACACUCUUAUGGCAAUUUGUAACUAUGUAUGUUGGUGGGUGAAUUUGUAUAAUCUUAUUUGUAUGUUUUUGCACCCCACUGCUGGUUGGGUUAAAAAAGAUUUUUGUUCAAAUCAGAUUCAAAAUUUGCCAUCAACUGCAAAAAUGUCUAACAACUACCUUUUCUUAAGAGAUCAGGUGGAAUUUUACAGCUAAAAUGAGGCCAUUAUAUCAAACCCUGAGUUUCUAUUCAAACUCUGUAGGGUAUGUCUGAGUUAUUUAUAUGCCUCAAUUACCUUGCUUGCUUUUACUUUUAGAUAAACUAAUGUUGAAUUCUUAUUUGCUGUUCAGAGAACAAGGACGCUUUCACCUUUGGAAAGCAUUCUGCAUUAUAAAAGUGCUUUUCCAGCCUUUACCCUAUUUGAAUAUUCAUGUGAUUCAGUUUACAAAAUGACAAAUAUGACUGAAAUAGGUGUAUUUUUAUUGACUGUCAGGUAAUUUGAAAUAUCUGACAUGCCUCUGUGACAGUCCUAGGCUCUGUAAACAGCAAAAGUUGACUAGAAAAGCUUCUUGAAAACCUCAGAAAUGCUUCUUAUCUGUCAGUCAUUUUGAGUAUUUAGAUUUACUGACAUUGAGUUGGCUGAGAGGGUUGUGGAGAGGGUGUUUGGUUAAAGUUGCAAAAUCACAAGUCACUAACUGCACUUUUAUUUUCUGAUGGUUAUUGAAAUUCAUAUUUUUUUACAUCUAGCAAAAAAAAUGAUAAAUAAGAUAAAUACAAAGAAUAUAAGGAACAUAGUGGCAGAUAUAUUGCAAGAGCCAAAUUUACCAGCAUUCUCCACUGCUGCUAUGCAAAGAUACUUUAAUAUUAAAUAACAUGCCUGGAAUGUAUCACUGUGAUUGCAAAGCUACUGUACUGCAUCAAUGACCUUUUACUUCCCCAUAUAAGACUGAAUAAAGAGCUUUAUUUACACCUA
Molecule: messenger RNA, 3596 nt
Organism: Labeo rohita (rohu)
Lineage: Eukaryota; Metazoa; Chordata; Actinopteri; Cypriniformes; Cyprinidae
Exons: 6
Coding region: 259-1119 (286 amino acids)
Source: RefSeq, a predicted model, not a curated record